GAAGCCACCAAGGAGGACCCUGUCCAGAAGGAGCUCGAGGCCAAGAAGAAGGAGGUCGCCGAUGUCACGGACAAGUGGAAGCGUCAGAUCGCCGAAUACCGCAACUUGCAAGAGCAGACCAAGCGUGAGGUCCGCGCAGCCAAGGAUUUUGCCCUCCAGAGUUUCUCCAGAGACCUGCUCGACAGCAUUGACAACCUCGACCGUGCCCUCUCGGUUGUUCCCAAGGAGAAGCUUGACGGCAGCAACAAGGACCUUCUCGACCUUCACUCUGGUCUCAAGAUGACCGAGACUAUCCUCAUGAACACACUCAAGAAGCACGGCCUCGAGAGAUUCGACCCCAGCGCUGAGAGCGACAAGUUCGAUCCCAACAUGCACGAGGCCACAUUCCAGACACCCCAGCCUGACAAGGAGGACGGCACCGUCUUCUUCUGCCAGUCCAAGGGCUUCAAGCUCAACGGCAGAGUCAUCAGACCCGCCAAGGUUGGUGUUGUCAGAAACUCAUGA
Molecule: messenger RNA, 504 nt
Organism: Aureobasidium namibiae CBS 147.97
Lineage: Eukaryota; Fungi; Ascomycota; Dothideomycetes; Dothideales; Saccotheciaceae
Product: GrpE nucleotide exchange factor
Exons: 3
Biological process (GO): protein import into mitochondrial matrix; protein folding
Cellular component (GO): PAM complex, Tim23 associated import motor
Molecular function (GO): adenyl-nucleotide exchange factor activity; protein homodimerization activity; protein-folding chaperone binding
Source: RefSeq, a predicted model, not a curated record